Molecule: messenger RNA, 1299 nt
Organism: Ipomoea nil (Japanese morning glory)
Lineage: Eukaryota; Viridiplantae; Streptophyta; Magnoliopsida; Solanales; Convolvulaceae
Product: RING-H2 finger protein ATL2
Exons: 1
Coding region: 135-1064 (309 amino acids)
Source: RefSeq, a predicted model, not a curated record
CCUCCCCUCAACCAAACCCUUCCAAGAACUUUCCCAUGUCCCCCUCUUUUAUCACCAUCAGUAUUUCUCCAUUUUCAUUCGUUCUCUCUCCCUAUCUCUCUUUCUCAGUCUUCUCUCUCUAAAACCAAGUCCUAAUGGCUCCUAAUGAGAAUUUCACUUUUCCGACCUUCGAGAUGGGAGUGAAUAAUCGCCAGGAUAUGCCGAUCGAGGUUCCUAUGGUGGAGCAAAAUACGUCCAACGGAUACGAGCUGGGAGGGAAAAUUAUGCUGAGCGCCAUAGUGAUUUUGUUCGCCGUCGUGGUUUUUAUUGUGGUGCUGCAUCUCUACGCGCGGUGGUAUCUCCUCCGUCAGCGCCGCCGGGAGCUCCGCCGUAGGCGCAGUCGGAACCGACGCGCUCAGAUUGUGUUCUAUGUUGAUGAUAACCAGGCCGCCGCCAGCCGUGGGCUCGAAGCGGCCGUGAUUGGGUCGCUGCCGGUUUUCGAGUACUCGUCCAAGGACCGGACCGAGCCGGUGGAAUGCGCCGUGUGCUUGGCGGAGUUUGAGGAUAACGAGAAGGGCCGGCUUUUGCCCAAGUGUAACCACUCUUUUCACACUGAAUGUAUUGAUAUGUGGUUUCAUUCUCACUCUACUUGCCCGCUUUGCCGCUCUCCGGUUGAAGCGUUCCACGGACCGGAUGAGACGGUCGUUAACGUUAAAGUGAAUGAACCGGUGGCCGGAAACUGGGCAGAACCCGGUUCGAGUUCUGGGUUGUGCAGCGAGGUAAAUGGGCCCACGACGUCGUCUUUGGGUUCCCGGAGAAAGGGUGUGGAUUUGACCGGAGUGAGAGUAGAGGUGCCGGCACGGAACGAGUUAGAUCCUGAGUUCUCACUGAGUUCACCCGCGAGUUGCGGGUUCCGGUCGCCGGGGAGCCGGUUGUUGUCGUUGAAGAGAAUACUGAGUAUGAACAAGAGAACUCCUAGUGGGCCCAGUACUCCGUUGCCGCUGUCCACCGAGUUUGACUUGGAAUGCGGCGGAGGCGGUUGCGUGAGCGAGUUGACUCGUCCAAAGAUCCCAACACCGAGGUGAUUUUGCCUAAUUCUGGGUGACCUGUCAGUGACAAUUUGAGCUGAUUGUGACAUGGCACGUAUGAAUGAAACGGUGGAAACAUAUCCACGCGCCAAGAUGUGGAGCACGGCUUCUUUGACUUGUACAGAUAAGACUUAAGAGUCUAGCAGACUGGUAGUGUUCAUAAAAUAUCUAUAUUAUCUGUAAAUCACAUUUCUUGUGUUAAAUUUAUAAUUUGAAUUCAAUAUUAUUUUAA